GCGCUGCUUUCUCUCUUCACUGGAAGAGUCCGAGCGCUUUUUUUACUCUCUACUGCGUGUGAUCAUCUUCAUCAUCUUCAUCAUCUUCAUCUUCAUCAUCUUCAUCAUCUUCAUCAUCUUCAUCCCCGACGUGCUCAGCGUCCCGCGGCUGUAGCGGCGCUUCCGCGGUGUCCCGGACUGUGUGACUGCGAGCUGCGGCUCUGAUCGGUGCAGCCAUGCUGCUGAUUGGCUGUGUCCUGUUGGCUGUGUGUUCAGCAGCGCCGCCUGCACACAUUAACCGCCUGGCGCUGUUCCCUGAUAAGAGCGCCUGGUGUGAGGCCAAGAACAUCACACAGAUAGUGGGGCACACGGGGUGUGUGUCUCAGUCCAUCCAAAACAGAGCGUGUUUGGGACAGUGUUUCAGUUAUAGUGUACCCAACACCUUCCCCCAGUCCACUGAGUCUCUGGUGCACUGUGACUCAUGCAUGCCUGCGCAGACGCAGUGGGAGGUGGUGACUCUGGACUGUCCUGGCAGUGUGGAGGCUCCGCGGGUGGAGAAGUUGGUGGAGAGGAUUCUGCACUGCAGCUGUCAGUCGUGUGGUAAGGAGCUCGGUCAGGAGGGGGCGCUGCUGCAGCUCUACAGCCCCGACAACACACUCGAUCCCGAUACACACAACACACACACCAACACACACAACACACACCUGCACGCCGACACACACAACUCUCACACAUCCGCACACGGGGACACACACACGCAGGGUGAGCCCACACACACACACACACAGCCGAGGGAGGAUGAACACUUACUUUAUCUGUAUUCCACUGCGCCUCACACACACACACACACUCUCUCUCUCUCGCUCUCUCUCUCUCUCUGUCUCUCUCUCUCACACACACACACACACACUCUCUCUCUCUCGCUCUCUCUCUCUCUCUGUCUCUCUCUCUCUCACACACACACACACACUCACUCACUCGCACACGCCAAUGUGUAAAAUAAAGCCUUGAGAUUCAUAAUGUUUAGUAAAUGUUGAACUCUGCUCAUCUGAGACGCUUUUUUCUUUCUUUUUUAAAUCUCUUUUCUCGUAAAUUUCUAUCUCUCUCUUCAUUCUUUUUCUUUUCAACUUUUCUACAAUGUUCCCUUUUCUAUUAUUUUCUCUUUUUCCUUUUCUGUCUGUUUUUUACUUUUUUAAAUUCCUCACUUUACCCCUGUCUUUUUUUGUAGUAAUCUUUGUCUAACAGUUCUUUACUGAUAUCCUUCCUUUCUUUCAGCUGCCGAGUUUAAAGCACUUUGUAAACAACUCUCUUUCUGCUCUACUGAUCACUCAUCCUUGCUCUCCGCAGGGUGAAAACACACACAGAUACACACACACACACACACACCCCUACACACACACUCCCCCACACACACACACUCUGGCUUGAUUACUGAAAUUAUAUGUCACCAGUGUACGUUUGUGUAAACACAAUAAACACUUUAAACACUG
Messenger RNA from Ictalurus punctatus (channel catfish), 1469 nucleotides. RefSeq names its product NBL1, DAN family BMP antagonist (gene nbl1). Bases 216 to 977 code for a protein of 253 amino acids. Gene Ontology annotation, molecular function: BMP binding; receptor ligand activity. Gene Ontology annotation, biological process: animal organ morphogenesis. The record is from RefSeq and is a predicted model, not a curated record. NCBI's taxonomy places the organism in Eukaryota, Metazoa, Chordata, Actinopteri, Siluriformes, Ictaluridae. The transcript is spliced from 4 exons.